AUGACUAACUUUAGGGUAGAGAUAAGGUGUGUAAUACUUAAAACUGACCACAGCUUAGAUUACUAUGCUAUUAAAACCAUCUUCGAUACCCUAUGCUAUCUUUCUGUUAGAGGGUAUAGUAUAGUAGAAAACCAAUCGACUUAUAUUGGUAGUGUUAGAAGUAGUGUAUGCUCUAACGCUAAGGGUAAAACCAUUACUGUACAUAAAGCGAUGAGAAACCACGCUUACGCUAAGUGGUAG
Penicillium malachiteum is the source of this 240-nucleotide messenger RNA. RefSeq lists its product as uncharacterized. The record is from RefSeq and is a predicted model, not a curated record. NCBI's taxonomy places the organism in Eukaryota, Fungi, Ascomycota, Eurotiomycetes, Eurotiales, Aspergillaceae. Bases 1 to 240 code for a protein of 79 amino acids. The transcript has 4 exons.